AUGAUGUUUGUGGAGGAGGAGGAGACGGGUGCGGGGGGCCCUGUUCCCUACCAUGUACUCCUAGCAGCAACACAAAUCCCGAGCCGGGGCACCCGAGAAGCAUGGGCAGGGAAGGAAAGUUUUCAGGAUAACGCCCUGUGCGGCCACCCGGCGAGAAGGGUGAGCACGGUUUCCUACACUACGGUGCUGCGUGUGGCUUUCUACGCUGGCCUCAAGAACCCUCACGAGGGUUACAAGGUGCUCAAGUUCGACGACAUAGUCACCAACCUAGGCAACAACUAUGAUGCGACCAGCGGCAAGUUUACGUGCAACAUUCCCGGCACCUACUUUUUCACCUACCACGUUCUCAUGCGCGGCGGCGACAGCACGAGUAUGUGGGCGGACCUCUGCAAGAACGGCCAGGUGCGGGCCAGCGCCAUUGCCCAGGACGCAGACCAGAACUACGACUAUGCCAGCCACAGUGUGAUCCUGCACCUGGACGCGGGCGACGAGGUCUUCAUUAAGCUCGACGGAGGCAAAGCGCACGGCGGCAACAGCAACAAAUACAGCACGUUCUCCGGCUUCAUCAUCUAUUCGGAUUGAGCUGCCCGCGACCCCUCCAUCCCCUGUCCCCUACGGGGUUCCUCCCGUCGGGGUAGAGAAUGACGCGUCCCCAGCCACCCCCUCGCUGCCCGUCGCGGUUGCAGGCCCUCCCGGCUAUGACGCCCCCGGCCUGCCCUUGCCACUGUCUGGGCCGCAGUUAGCCCUCCCGCCGGCUCGCCGCAGAGCCGGGUCCAUCGCGCC
Messenger RNA from Vicugna pacos (alpaca), 783 nucleotides. The record is from RefSeq and is a predicted model, not a curated record. Lineage: Eukaryota; Metazoa; Chordata; Mammalia; Artiodactyla; Camelidae.